This is a messenger RNA of Nannospalax galili (Upper Galilee mountains blind mole rat), 2716 nucleotides long. It is a transcript of the gene Tmem9b, whose product is annotated as TMEM9 domain family member B. The record is from RefSeq and is a predicted model, not a curated record. The transcript is spliced from 5 exons. NCBI's taxonomy places the organism in Eukaryota, Metazoa, Chordata, Mammalia, Rodentia, Spalacidae. The coding region runs from base 1390 to 1764 and encodes 124 amino acids. Gene Ontology annotation, biological process: positive regulation of canonical NF-kappaB signal transduction. Gene Ontology annotation, cellular component: lysosomal membrane.
GAGGCACGGCUGCAGAGGUGGCUGGAGUAGGAGCAGAGGCUAAGCUCUCACAUCUUCAGGCAGGCAUAGGAAACAAGAGAAUGACUAGAGAUUUGGCAAGGCUUAAGAACUCUCUAAGCCUGUCCUCAGUGAUGUGCUUCUUCUGGCAUGGCCACACCCACAAGUUUGAUACCAGCAACACUGAGGCCGUGUCACAAACACCCCAGCAGACUAAAGCUCUGCUGUAGUUCCUCUAGGCCUCUCUGCCCUCACCAAGGCUCUGAAAACAAUUUUGAAGGAGGCAGAGGUUUUCCAGGCUUCAGCUGAACAGCGAGCAUUCCCUAUAGAUGCGAGAUCUAGACAGCCAUGAACGGAUCCAAAUUUGCCACUAAAUCAGCGUUUAGCAAUCAGAUUCACAGUGUCUCAGCCAGACACUUGACCCAGGGCAUCUCCUGAUAGUCCUCUGCCCUGAAGAAUCCCUCUUGGACUUGUAAUUCUCACAGGAAACUGGUGAGAAGGUAUCCUGUUGAUUUCGCUCUGGCUGGGUGUCACUUGCCAUUUGGCACUAAAAAGAGCUAAAUAUAUUCGAUGCAACAGCACCUUGUUAGGUUCUAGCUUAGCAUCAAGAAUCACAAGACAGAAAAAUACUGAGAAGAUUCUACCCGUUUGUUAAAACAUUUUCACCAACUAUGAAAAGACCACUUUUAAUAUUUGUUUCGCGGGGAAAAACAUUAUGGGUAUCAUGGGAACAAAUUCUGAAAUUCUCGUUCAAUCACUUCUUUUUGAGCCAACAUCUAGGAGGCCCAGAGAAAGGAAGUUAUUCCCCAAUGCCAUUCAGCAAAUCCCUAAAGGUUGCGAGGAGCGCGCUGUAUCCAUACUUCCACUACCCGCCUGGGUCUCCACUACGUGAAAGAAAAAAAAAAGGGUUUUAAUGGGAGGCACCGUGUCCUCUCCAGGGUGCCCUAAAAUUCCUGCAGACGACGACACCCACUGGAGUCGGGUUAGCGCUCUCGGCGUUCUGACUUAGUUGGCUUAAAUAGGCUCUGCUUCGCUGGAGCGGAGCCCCGAUUCCCCACCUCCAGGAAUCCUGGGCGGAGGAUGUUGCCUUUAGCCAAUUCCACAUCUUCCGGAGCCUGACCAGGGCCAGCCCAGCCUCUCUGCUGAGGCCCACUUCCUAGCUGGGGCAGCACCCGGGCGGUCAGCCCCUAGAGGAGGCCACACCCACGCGGGCCGCGCACAGCGGGAGCUGGAAGCCGGGCGGGGAGCUGUGUAGGCCAGGCGCACGCGGGGCAGAAUUUUGAGGAUGUCAGAUGUAAAUGUAUCUGUCCUCCCUAUAAAGAGAAUCCUGGACAUAUUUAUAAUAAGAACAUAUCUCAAAAAGACUGUGAUUGCCUUCAUGUUGUGGAGCCCAUGCCUGUGCGGGGGCCUGACGUAGAGGCGUACUGUUUACGCUGUGAAUGCAAAUAUGAAGAAAGAAGCUCUGUCACUAUCAAGGUUACCAUUAUAAUCUAUCUCUCUAUUCUGGGCCUUCUACUUCUGUACAUGGUGUACCUUACGCUAGUUGAGCCCAUCCUGAAGAGGCGCCUCUUUGGACACUCUCAGCUGUUGCAGAGCGAUGACGAUGUUGGGGAUCACCAGCCUUUCGCAAACGCCCAUGAUGUUCUGGCCCGCUCUCGCAGUCGAGCCAAUGUCCUAAACAAAGUAGAAUAUGCUCAACAGCGCUGGAAGCUUCAAGUUCAGGAGCAGCGAAAAUCUGUCUUCGACCGCCAUGUUGUCCUCAGCUAAUCUGGAAUUGAAUUCAAGGUGACUAGAAAAACCAAGGCAGACAAGUGGAGAGAACUGGGUGUUCCUGGGCUUUGCUUUAAUACCCUAUUGAUUUUACCAGCUCUGGCUGGAAGACUCCAAGUUGGAAGCAAACCCACAUGCUUACUGUUUUUUCUUGUUAAUGCAUUAAUGGAGACAUUUUUAAAAGCACACAGUUCAAAGUUAGCCAAUAAGCCUUUUCCUACUUGUGACUUUUACUAAUAAAAUUAACUCGGCCUGUAAGUUAUCUUGAAGUCCUUACCUGGAACAGCACUCUUUUUGACCACAGUUUUAACUUGAUUUUCAAGGUACUUUUCAAGUGUUUUUGGUGUUUGUGAUGGAGGAGGGAUGUCUGGGAAAUGCUUGCCACAACUUCUCCACAGUUGCUUCACUAAACAGACUUUUGUAAAUAGGCCGUAGCUUCUGUUUGGUUAACAUUUCCCAGGGCAGCCAGCCGCCUCGGAGUGCUGACUUCCCAUCUGACUUUCGUACCGACUCUUCCCUAAGUCUCUGGUUGGCCUAUGGCUGUAUUUCAUGGUGAGUUGGAUCUGGAAUGCCUGGCAGCUCUUUACAAAAUGCAGACUUUUUCCAUGUACAGUGACGUCUGAUACAGUGCAUCCUAGGACAAACUGCCAUUUGCUGGUUUACUCUAAUGACUAAACAUAGUCUCUCUGUGUGGUCUUCCUCAUCUCCUAGUAUCUAAAAGGACUUGGACACUUAGAAUAAAGACAUUUUCUCUUAAACCCAAGCCUCCCUGGACGGAUGAUAUACACAUAUUGGUUUCCGGUCGCACUGAGAGGCAGCUGUUUGAGCUUUGAACUAGGACUGGGGUUCAAAUCAGCUCUCUUGGAAAAGUAAGAGUUAUUGGAUAACUGGCUUUUUUCUUCUAUGACCUCUUUGGAAUGUAACAAUAAAAUAAUUUUCGAAACACCUA